AUGGCCUCCUCCUCCUCCUCCGUCGCAGGCAGCGCCGCGGCCUCGACGCGCGCCCUGCUGCACGCCGCGCUGCCGCCGCUGCUCGACGCGCUCGCCGCGCUGCCCGCCGCAUCUGCGUCGCUCACCGCGCCCGACGAGGCGCAGGCGCUGCUGGCGCCGCGUGUGCGCGACCUCGCCGCCCAGCUCGGCCCGCGCGACGGCGACGUGGGCGACGUGGUGCGCGACGCCACGCACCUGGCGCUGCGCGACGCCGUGCUCGAUGCACUGCCCGUGCACGCCGCCGCCACGGGUGCCGCACCCGGCGUGUACCUCGACGACGGCGCCGCACGCGCCCUCUUCGACCGCCUCGACGUCGUCGUCGCCUUCGACGAGGCGGCGCUGCUCGACGCCGCGCAGCCGCUGCUGCUGCUCGAGGAGCUCUUCGACGCGCUGCCGCUGCCGUCGUGCGCCGUGCUCUUUGCCUACCUGCGCUCGCGCCUGCACCUGCUCACCGUCGCCCUCUCGCCGGCGCGCGGCAAGGGCCUGACGCUGCUGCGCACGUGCAACGAGCUGCUGCGCCGCCUCUCCAAGCCCACGCGCCCCGACACGGUGCUGGCGGGCCAGGUACUGAGCCUGCUCAGCGCCGUCUUUCCGCUCGGCGAGCGCAGCGGCGUCAACCUGCGCGGCGACUUCAACGUCGAGAACCGCACGACGCUGCAGCCGCUGCCGGCGCCGGCCGAGCAGGAGCGAUCACCAGAGGGCGAGGAUGCGGCCAUGGCGUCGCCGUCGGCCGGCGCCACGCCCGAGGCGUCAGCCAGCGCGCUGCCGGCGCUCAACACGCCCGCCGGUCUCAGUGCCGUCUGCGCGGCGCCUGCCUUCUAUGCCACCUUCUGGUCGCUGCAGAGCUUCUUUGCCAACCCGGCGCUGCUCUUUGCCGAGUCUGUCGUGUCGACACCGGACGGCGCUGAUCCGGCGCCGGACGGCACCCCAGGCGCCAUGAAGAGCCUGCGCAUCGCCACGCGCAUGACGCUCGAUGUCUUCGUCGCCGCUGCCAAGCAGGAGCGCCUGCUCGCCGGCGCAGCAGCAUCAGACAGUGCUGCCGCGCGUCUUGCAGCUGCGGCGGCAGCAAAGGAGCGUGAGAAGGACAAGGCUGGCGAGGAGCGGCGGCCGACGGCCGGCGGGCAGCUGAAGCUGCAGGAGCAGAUGGAGGACACCGAGGCAGCUGGCGAGCGGCAGGACGAGGACUUCUUCCCAAAGUACUUGACUGGCCGGAAUUUGCUCGAGUACGAGCUCCGCGAUCCGCUCUUCCGGCGGCACGUGCUCGUGCAGUGGCUCAUCCUCUUCCAGUACCUGCUCUCGCUCGCCAAGGCGCCGCGCGAGAAGUGGGCCACGUGGAAGAACAAGGCGCUGAUUGUCGCCAACUUUACGCUCUCGGAGGCAGACGACUUGUGGAUCCGCACGACGUGGCGGGAGAUUGUCAAGGAGCUCAAGACCAUCCCGCCCGAGGGCAAGGUGUUCUCCGACUCGGUGCUGCUGACGCUGCGGCGAGAGGCACGCUGGAUCACAUGGAAGACGGAGAACUGCCCGCCGAUCGACCGGCCCUCUCUCUCCGCCGCGCACAUCCUCUCUACCGCUCAGGCAAGCGUCCGCGCACUGCGCGCACCCAAGCGCUUCCCGCACGCGCUCGGCACUGCUGCGCUCUCCUCAUUGUGGGAAGAAGGCCUUGCGCCGCCAGUACCGCGCACGCGCAAGCGGGAGGACGACGAGGGCAACGAGAUCGAGGUGUUGGAAGACGGGCUCGAUGACCUGGAGAUGCCGCCGCGCGUGCCAGACCUGCAGCACUACGCCAAGCAAAUUCGCCUGCAGGAGGACCAGGCGAACAAGCGGCGCAAGGCACUCGAGCAGCCCACAAUACCCACACCAACGACGGUCGCACGCACCGCCGACGAGCUGCGCGCCGACGUCGAGCGCGCGGCAAAGGAGCGCGACGAUGCACAGCUGGCGGCCAUCGAGGCGAAGCGGCAGAGCCUCAGCUGGCGCGCGCUGCGCCUGGCCGCCAAGGAGCACCUCAACCUGCUGACGCCGGCCAUCGCCACCGACGAUGUGACGCGGCUCAUGCUGGCGAUUGAGGAGGAGCGCAACCCGAAGCCCAAGCCGCCGCCUACGCCCGCCGCCGCUGCGCCGACCGCCACCACGCCGACGGCCUCGUCGCCGUCCAGUCAGCCGGCAGCGAUGAACCCACGGCACGCAGCACUAAAGGACGAGGCGCAGGCCGGUGCCUCGGCGGCGCCCUCGCCGAUCCACGUUGUGGUGCCGGACGUGCCGCGCAGCUCGUCGCCUGCGCGCGCGCCAGAGGACGCAGAGAAGGCGGAGAAGGCCGCGUCGCAGGAGGACGAGACGAUGAGCGCUGCCGCUGCGGCUGAGGAGGCGAAGAGCGAGAAGCCGGCGGAGCAGGCGGCAUCUCAAGAAGCGCCGAGUGGCGCCGAGGGGACAGGCAGCGAGGCCGUGCCUGUGGCAGAGCAGGCCAGCGAGGCGCAGCCGCAGGAGAAGGACGAGGAGAUGCGCGAUGCAUGAUCAGACGCAAUGCACAAUGUCACCACCU
Tilletiopsis washingtonensis is the source of this 2581-nucleotide messenger RNA. RefSeq lists its product as hypothetical. The record is from RefSeq and is a predicted model, not a curated record. Gene Ontology annotation, biological process: regulation of DNA-templated transcription elongation; mRNA export from nucleus. Bases 1 to 2553 code for a protein of 850 amino acids. The transcript has 4 exons. Lineage: Eukaryota; Fungi; Basidiomycota; Exobasidiomycetes; Entylomatales. Gene Ontology annotation, cellular component: THO complex part of transcription export complex.